This is a messenger RNA of Peronospora matthiolae, 1113 nucleotides long. The record is from the annotation of a GenBank genome assembly. Lineage: Eukaryota; Oomycota; Peronosporomycetes; Peronosporales; Peronosporaceae.
AUGCGAGUGUUCGUGGUCGCUGUUGCGCUUUGUAGCGCACUGUGCGCAGCUGCGCCAAAGGUUGAAAUCCGCGUCAUUCCUCGGCCUCGCGUGGGAGAAGCAGAAGAAGAAGAAGCGAGUCCAGUGCCGUUACUGAUCCCGUCUCGCGCCCCCUUUCCAGCAUUCGAAGGGCCUUUUGCUGGUAAAGACACACUUCCAUGUUUCCGGGAAGAAAGGGAGAUGGAACCGGGCAAAGCCUACAUUUUCGACUUAUGUGCACUAGCAAACGCCACGGUCAAGGCCGUAGUCGAUGAGGUCGUGGAGGAAGUGGAGGUCGAUGUGACUGGUGGCGUGUUGGCACCCUCUGAUGCAAAAGACGAUGACGUGACUGCUAAGCUGGACAUGGGACCCGCAGAAGAGCAGUCUAAAGAGCCGGAUGUCACUAUACUGGGCAUUUUCCGCGGCUGGCACAUCGAUCCAAUCACGUUGAACUACAAGUCCAUGAUAUACGACGACGGGGACGAGUGCAUGGACAGUGGCAAGAAGUAUUCGAUGACUGUGGAGCUGAUUGCUUCCAGCAACCCGGAAUCCGACUCGAAACUGUUUGGGUUCAAGAGCGCAGGCAUGUGCAUGUUCGAGGCGUCACUACUUGCGUAUGUCCCGGAGGAAGCUCGUGUUGCGAGACUUGGGGUUCACACGCCAGGUGUGAUUGACAUUACCAGCGCGGAGUCAGUGUUGCCUGUGAUCUGUGGCAAGAUGAAAUGUCGCUACGAAAAGAUCGCAAAAAGUGUGCAAGAUUUGUCCGCUCAGAUUCGUGACGUUCAAGACACGUUGGUAGAGGAAGCAUCGAAAACAAACUCGCUGUUUACUAACAUGACGCUAGAGGCAUCGAAGAGCACGCUGGAGUCUGCCGCCCAAAUUGUUGGGAAGUCAGUUGAGCUAUUUCAUGAGAUUGAGAUGCUGCAGCAGUCGUUGACUAAUGACUGGUUCGGGCGCGAAGAAGCGGCUAAGCGAGAGAUCGCCCAGCAGGAGGCAGAGGAUAAAAAGAGAAAGAUGGAGCAAAAUGUUUCGGAUGCUACUAUUGCGGCUGCCGCAACUGUUGACGAACAGGAACAAGUGACUGCAGAGAGCUGA